AAUUCCUUUGAUAACAAAUCACAUCAACUCUCAAUAAAAAAAUCAAAAUGUACUUCCAAAAAUUCGCAUCAGUCGCCAAAAUCUACGUCAAGAAGGUUGAAGAAGAAGUUAAAACCGCCGUUAAAGUAAAUUCAUAUUUUGACAAUCAUGAUUUGAACUUCUUUUGUGAGGAAAUUUUGAAUUUUCUGAGAUUUAUUAGGCAAAUAUUUGAAAUGAUCAUCAGGUGCUUCAAACCAAUCUACACAUUACCACUGACCCUAGGAGGAGGUCUAUUCCGAGCAAAAGUGAGCAUCAAUGUCCAUUUUCAUACGCCAACUGAUAAGAAACUUGUUAUUCCACCUUGCCAUAUUCCAAACUGCAGUGAAUGUCAUGAUCAUAAUUAGUAAACUAUAAGACAUUUGGCUAUGAUUGUUAAUUUAGAUCCAGUUCCUUUAUUUCAUGAUUAAGUUCUUUAAAUAAAUUGUUUAAAAAUUAGCAUUCAA
This is a messenger RNA of Chironomus riparius, 482 nucleotides long. Lineage: Eukaryota; Metazoa; Arthropoda; Insecta; Diptera; Chironomidae. The record is from the annotation of a GenBank genome assembly.